This is a messenger RNA of Nannospalax galili (Upper Galilee mountains blind mole rat), 2061 nucleotides long. RefSeq names its product histone H2B type 1-H. The record is from RefSeq and is a predicted model, not a curated record. Lineage: Eukaryota; Metazoa; Chordata; Mammalia; Rodentia; Spalacidae. The coding region runs from base 45 to 425 and encodes 126 amino acids. Gene Ontology annotation, cellular component: nucleosome. The transcript has a single exon. Gene Ontology annotation, molecular function: DNA binding; structural constituent of chromatin; protein heterodimerization activity.
CUAUUCUACUCUUAGGUAAGCAUCGUUUUCUGUCGUUUGGUACCAUGCCGGAUCCCGCGAAGUCAGCGCCCGCCCCGAAGAAGGGCUCCAAGAAGGCCGUGACCAAGGCGCAGAAGAAGGACGGCAAGAAGCGCAAGCGCAGCCGCAAGGAGAGCUACUCGGUGUACGUGUACAAGGUGUUGAAGCAGGUGCACCCCGACACGGGCAUCUCGUCCAAGGCCAUGGGCAUCAUGAACUCGUUCGUCAACGACAUCUUCGAGCGCAUCGCGGGCGAGGCGUCGCGCCUGGCACACUACAACAAGCGCUCGACCAUCACGUCCCGGGAGAUCCAGACGGCCGUGCGCCUGCUGCUGCCCGGGGAGCUGGCCAAGCACGCCGUGUCCGAGGGCACCAAGGCCGUCACCAAGUACACCAGUUCCAAGUGAGUGCGCGCAGCGCUCUGAACCCAAAGGCUCUUUUCAGAGCCACUUAAGAUUUCAUUUAAAAAGUGUUGUAAUGAUUCUGUUACUUGAGACUUUCCCUGUAACCCCAGCUGGCUUGGAAGUAUAGACUAGGGUAUCUUGAGCUCAAUCUCCUAUUUCUGGUGUGUUGGGAUUUAGUGACCAUCACCACGCCUGGAUGGAAAAAUCUUUGCUCUCAAAUAUUUGCUGUGUUUCUCUAGUCUCUUGCCCAUCUAGCCCCAGGCCAUCCUUUACUACAAUACUUACCACCUCUUAAUCACUUUUGAGCAUUCUGGCUGAGCAGGGAAGAAAUAUGGCUGCUAUUGGCGCCAGGGAAAUUUCAGGGUUGUGCCUUGGGCAUGGCACAUUGUAUACCUUGGCGUGCAGAGUACCGGGAGUUGGGAUUCAUGUAAAGUGACGGGAGCGCAGGGUGGCACGCAUCUCUUAGUCUUCGGCUCGCACGUGAAGGUGCAGGAGCAGUUUAUUUGGGUGUGGGUGCAAGUGUAUCUGCAGCGGUGUAAAAAAGUAUACAGCAGCCUACACAGAGAAAAAGAAGUUGGUGUAUGAGACAAUAUGUUACUUAAGAUACAAACACUAAUUUUAUGUUCUAUGUAGAUACAAAAUCAUAAUGAAAAUUUAUAACUGCUGUGAUUAAAAACUUUAGGUUAAGGUUAUAAACUGUUGUGAACAGCAUAAAUGUUUUUCAAUUUCAAUCCAGUCAAAUAGCUGUAUAGUAUGGCCUCUAUCAGAAAUAUGAAAAAUUUCCAUUUCCAAUAUACAACUAAAAUGCAGCAGAGAGUCAUCCACAUAACACACAAGAAAUACAAUCUGGAGUGAAAAGUAGUAGCUCUAUGUGACUUUUAUGUUUUCCCUACUCCAUCUCUCUGCCCCCCCAGCCCCCUAAAUACAGGGCCUAGAGUAGCCAAAAUUGACCUUGAACUCCAGAACCUCUUUCCUCUACCUCCCAAUCCCUGGGACUACAGGUACCACUAUUCGAGGCUCAAAUUUUGUUUUCUGUAUUUUUAGAAUUAAACAUCUGAAGUCUAUAUAAGGUUUAGGGAAGCACAGGAACUUCGUGAAUUUUAUCUGAACCUAUGCCCUACUUCAUUCCACCUUUCCUGAGUAGGAAUCAGCUCCCAGGCAGGUACAGCCACUCCAUUAGGAUCCUGCCCACUUUACAACUCCUGGAUUCAUUGGCAGGUUGUCUGUGGGAGAGAGAAUUAGAAUAGAGAUUUACAGGGCUCGAGAAAUGGCUCAGCAGUUAGGAGCACUCACUGUUCUUGCAGAGGGCCUGGGUUCGAUUCCCCGUACCCACAUGGUGGCUAACAAUUGUCCAUAACUCCAGUUCCAGGGGAAUCUAAUGCCCUAUUCUGACUGCCACAGGUAUACUGUAUCACAAGUUUACAUGGAGACAUUAUAUUCACACAUAUUUUAAAAAAAUAGAGAAUCACUCACUUUGAAACUGAAGAGAAGAGAUCCUCUGCCCAGAAAGGGUUGUUAAGAACUGAAACCAAUUUUCUUUAUCAUUUGUAUUAUUUUAUGUGUAUGAAUGUCCUGCAUCAUGCAUGUAGGUACACAUGCAUGCAAUGCCCGCAGAGGCCAGAAGAGGGUAUCCCCCAGA